Molecule: messenger RNA, 958 nt
Organism: [Candida] anglica
Lineage: Eukaryota; Fungi; Ascomycota; Pichiomycetes; Serinales; Debaryomycetaceae
Source: the annotation of a GenBank genome assembly
AAACUAUCAGAGAGAGAUUAUCUUUCACUUAUUCUUAUUUUAGGUUAUAAUAUUGUGAACGAUUAUUGAAAUUAAAACAGGAUGAUUAAGUUAGUUAUACAAAUCUUAUGGAUGUGGUUGGCUUUAGUUGAGGGCGGUGUGGUUCAUAAGAAUGUUGUGCGUAAUAUAUUAGAAAGUAAGAGAGGUGCUACUGUUGGAAAUGACGAGUUUGCAUUACAGAAAAGAGGAGGCGCAGCCGGCUACAUUGCUGGAGGUGCGUGUAUUGGGGCCGGUGCGGUAUUAAUUGUAGUAGCAUGCACGCUUAAGAGAGAGGACGACCUAAGUGAUACUGAGUUUACUGUUUCAGUAGAAGAUAUCCAAGACGCAUACGGAGAUGACUAUUUCAACGUAACGUUGGGCGCAGACGUGUAUAAGGUAACGCCAAUUAUUAGUAACCAAAUCAAUGUACUUGAAGGUGCACCUAUAGUAUCAGGUGGUAUUCCUGAAGAGUUAAUGAAAUACUUAGACGAUGGUGAGGAUUAUGCGAUCACUAGGUAUCAUACUGGUGAGCUCGAUAAGCGGUUCGAUCCAGUUUUGGGAUGUGCAGGUGCAGCAUUAGUGGCCGCAGGCGUUGCUAUAUGCUAUUUGAAUUCUUCAAGGAAGAGGGAUGAUGUAAACCCGCCAGCGUAUGAGUGAAUAAUCAAUAUGGGUCUUUGAGUUGAGUGUGAUGUAACACAGCCCGACUUUUGGGAACAGAAAAUUACACUUGUAAGUCCCACGACUAUUUCUAAGGAGACGAGCGUAACGUCUCCUGAACAAUGGGGUUACUGGUUGUCAAGGAACCCCCAAACUUUAUUUUGUUGUCCAUUUCUAUGGAACCGCACUCAUAUUCCACUAUGAGGUGCGCCCCCCUCUCUUUUCUCUACAAUGGUGACUUGUUCACCAAGUUAUUUAAUUAAUACUACUGUUUCCUAUUUUA